UACAAUAUAUUAAACGAAAGCAGCCAAGGUAGUUAUUUAAUUCAGGUUGGAUUAAAUAUAUUGAGUAUUAGCACAGCAGCGGUUCAAACCGUGGUAAAGUUGAACAAACCAGAAGAAGCAAUACGAAGUGCUGUAUUUUGUGGCGCUUGUCAAUUUCAUUUGUUUCUACUUAGCUUACCUGGUCAAGUACUUCUGGAUCAUUGUUCUAGUUUAGCAGAUAAUAUUUACUGCUCCAAAUGGUACAAAGCACCCGUGCAGAUUCAAAAAGUACUAUACGUGAUGCAAAUAAGAUGCAGAAGGUUUUGUUCAUUGACGGCAGGUGGAUUGUAUGAAAUGAAUAUAGAAAACUUCGGAAUAACCUUCAAAACAUGCAUAUCCUAUAUUACAAUGUUGAUGUCCAUGAAUGGUUGAAUAUGCAUUACCUGUCGAAUGUAAUCUCAUCUACUGUAUGUUAUAC
This is a messenger RNA of Bombus pascuorum, 457 nucleotides long. RefSeq lists its product as uncharacterized. The record is from RefSeq and is a predicted model, not a curated record. The annotation marks the transcript as partial. NCBI's taxonomy places the organism in Eukaryota, Metazoa, Arthropoda, Insecta, Hymenoptera, Apidae. The transcript has 4 exons. Gene Ontology annotation, cellular component: plasma membrane. Gene Ontology annotation, molecular function: odorant binding; olfactory receptor activity. Gene Ontology annotation, biological process: sensory perception of smell; detection of chemical stimulus involved in sensory perception of smell.